Messenger RNA from Fomitiporia mediterranea MF3/22, 1161 nucleotides. RefSeq lists its product as uncharacterized. The record is from RefSeq and is a predicted model, not a curated record. The transcript has 4 exons. The coding region runs from base 369 to 956 and encodes 195 amino acids. NCBI's taxonomy places the organism in Eukaryota, Fungi, Basidiomycota, Agaricomycetes, Hymenochaetales, Hymenochaetaceae.
UUUGGAUGAUACUGGUUUCGGUAGGCAACAAGCAUUAUCCUGCAAAGCCCCACAAAGAUGACAAUGAAAUGAACAGGGAUGUUGAAGAACUCUUGAACAGAUUGGACGGAAGGCUUUGCGAACAUCUCAAAGGUCGACCAUGGAAGGAUGUCUGGCAAGCCUCGGAGGAUACACAAUCCCACUAUGCGCAAUUCAUUAAGAACCUCAUAAUUCCUCAAGUGUUAGGUCGCCCCGCACUGCUCCUCCAUUGUCUAGGGGAUGGUGUGGUUAACCCGGAAAUCCUGUCGGAGUUGGCAGAUGGGUCGUCAAAAAUACUAAUUAACACUUCUGGAAGUGGGAAGACUCGGCUAUUGCUUGAGCUCCUGGCCAUGAAAUGGGGCUUUUAUUUCACAACUGCUGUUGACUUCGCCAACCUCCGGCUCGGAUCCCAGGAUGUGUACGAUGCAAUAUUCAUGCGGAUUCCCAACCACGCAAACUUUACCGAGAAACCCAAGGAUGUACACAGCAACAACUCCCCAGAGCUAGAACCUGCAUACCGCCGCAACCAUAACAUUGUUGCACGUUUCGUGUAUCAGAUCCUCACAGCUCGUGUUAUUGUCUUUGAGCACUUUUUGACAAAACUCCGUACCCUUUGUCCGGGUCGAAAUACAGACUUCAACAAGGCCAAGCUGCACUGGUUGUCAUUGCAAUUGAAUUCCUCCGAAAUUUUGGGAUGCGAUGUAUUCAAGGAUUUGACAAAGAUCCUUGAUGAUGCCAGCAACAACUUUAUCAUGAUGGAUUCGUUAGAGAUCCAGAAUCGCUUAUACAGAGCAAUAUCGGAGUUCAAGCUGGAUAGUGACAUCUUCUUAGUACUCGACGAGGCGCAGGUGGCGGCAGAACAAUUGGUCGGAUGUUUUAAGUCGUACCGAUCCCUGGAAAAGCCACAUGCUGUCCUGAGUCCGAUCAUUAAAUCGUAACUUCGGCAGUUGGGAAGCCGGCUACUUUCUCACAAUUCACCACGACUGGCGCGUUUGAUGACAAGGUUCGACAAGAGAAAUAUAUUCGUCGGUACACACCUCCCGGCUUUCUUGACAGUGAUUCCGGGAAGGAAUUUCUCCAGAGAGCAUGGAAUUUUGCACGCGGAAGACAUCGCUUUACUGCAGCAUUGUUGACUCAACUUUU